AUGUUUACCCAUUGGCGCAUAGCAGCCAUUUUGUGUCAAAAGUCUCAACCCUCUCUGCUCCACCAGGUGACCAGUCGCCUGUCAGCGGUGGACAGCCUCCCUAUGAGCCGGGUGCUAGGCUUCGGAGCCAAAUACCUGCAGGAUCACUUCUCUUCCUGGGCCAGACAGCAGGGUGGAUAUGUACGUACAUACAAAGAUAUAUCGCCUAUAGUACUGGAGGUCCACCUUCUUGCUCCUAUCUACAGCUGACAAAAAUAUAAGUGGUAUUUUGUGAGAUGUUGAGCAAUGAUCAAUACAGUUUUAAUUUCUCUCAACAGGAGGAAGCUUUUGUGAAUGAUGAUGAGGAGGAAGUCGACUGAGCCAGAGGGAUUUUCCCCAUUCUAUACCCCCAUUGGCUUCUUCCCGAUUAUCCACUCUUUUCCCAAAGUAUGCACUUUCUGUCAUGGAUCAGAAUUUGAUUGGUGUAAUUAUUGGCUAAAGGGAGUUUCCACCAUUGUUAAAUCCAUAACGGUAAGGGGUGGGAAAGGGUGGAUAAUUGGGAUGUAGCCCUCCUCUAACCCUAACCUCUAACCCCUAGAGAAGUUUCAACUCAGGGCAAUGUAUUGCUAUUAUUGCAUGCCCAAUGAAACGUUGAUUUUGCACAAAGAAACAUGUACAUAGAAAUAUAGAUGACUAUCUUCCAGAGCCAUAGGAUAUGAGGGAAACUGUUAAUCUCAAGCCCCAUUCCUUCUUUUGAAUUAUACAUUGAUAUGAUAUAAGAAUGCAUAUGAAAGUACAGUAUUUGGGUGUUUAUAGGAAUGUAAAAAAUAGAAAAAUCAGUUGAAUUAAACAUUAUUUACUUUAUUUUUUAUUGUAAGAAUAAUGAUGAUGAGACGGUCUACUCUUGAUGUAGCCUAUACUGUCUGAUCCAAGUAAUGUUUACAUAAAGCAACAUUGCCAAAGAUGUCAACAUUCCAGACCUCCAGAACUUUUGUCCUCAGUUGAUCCAGAGGUGGUCCUCUGUAGCUCAAUUGGUAGAGCAUGGCGCUUGUAACGCCAGGGUAGUGGGUUCGAUCCCCGGGACCACCCAUACGUAAAAAUGUAUGCACACAUGACUGUAAGUCGCUUUGGAUAAAAGCGUCUGCUAAAUGGCAUAUUAUAUUAUUAUAUAAAGGUGGAAUAACUAUAUUUUUAAACCAUGACUGGACCAAACACUGGGGCAGCUACUGUAGCCUAUGUAUACUGUAUGGAAGUGCUUCUAUUCUGACUGCUAUAUGGUCACACUGUCAUUCUCUGUGUGUCUAUUCAUCAGAAUGUCUGCGUUAUUUGUUUAAUAAGAAUAAUGAAACACAUUCCAUGUUAUGAUUAUAGUGUUCAAUGAUUUAGACAGCUUUGUGACUGUUUGAUUUUUGUUUAAAUAUUAAUUUAUUUAAUAAAAAAAUUGGUCUAC
Coregonus sp. 'balchen' is the source of this 1429-nucleotide messenger RNA. The record is from the annotation of a GenBank genome assembly. Lineage: Eukaryota; Metazoa; Chordata; Actinopteri; Salmoniformes; Salmonidae.